UGUUGUUGUUAAUACCAUGUGUGUGUCUGGUUAUAUUUUCAGGUUUGACGAAUUCAAUGGAAAGCGAACAACACAGCAUUGACAGAAAGAGAGCGCCUCAGCAGUGGAAAAGUUGCAAGCUCAUUAUAGACCCUUUGUUGACGAAUGGAUUGUACAAAGUAUAUCGCUACGAUGGACACUCUUUCAACAUCCCCGUGGACGACCUAGGAGUGUUCCCCGUGGAAACUGUUCGUGAUCCUCGCAUCUGUCGCCUGUGGAGCAAGUGCACAAGCGCUGAGUUAGCGAUUCCUAAAUAUAAGAUCGACGAGUACUAUGUGGGUCCAGUUCCUCCUAAAGAAGUGACGUUUGCCCGGUUAAAUGACAACGUGAAGGAAGCGUUCUUGACUGAAAUGUGCAAAAAGUAUGGUGAAGUGGACGAAGUGGAAAUAUUCUACAACCCUAAGACCAUAAAGCAUUUAGGAAUCGGAAAAGUGAUUUUUGACACUGUCAAGGCUGCGAGAGACACUGUACGACACCUCCAUGACACGUCCGUGAUGGGGAACAUCAUCCACGUAGAGGUCGAUCCAAAAGGUGAAAACCGGAAGCGUUACUUCAAACUUCUAGUAGAUGGAAUUUAUACCCCUUGGACAUUACCAGUGGGAAGCAAUGAGCAAAGCCUUCAAAGUCUUAUUGACACUUUACCGGGCUGUAAACCUCCAGGAAGAGAGAGUUUCAUCUGCAGUCCCACCAGCAUCAGUACCCCUCUGUCUCUGGACACAGCCUACUCCAGCAUCUGCCAAGACACGCCUCAAAGCUUCGGCCUGACCCCUCGUUCUCAGGGAACCCCUUGCACCCCUUACCUCUCCGGGACACCCCUCUCACAGGACUCCUGCUACUCCAGCCGGCAGGCCACCCCCGUCCAGCAAGGGGACCCCCCCGCGCACACCAUCCAUACCGUGUCCCGACGGGAAGUCUAUCGCAAACCAGGGAGGCACAACGGAAGACACUGCAAAGCCUCGUACCUCAGCUGCCUCUUCAAGCACUUCCGCCCGCAGCCGCCGCUGCCGCUCUUCAGCCAGACACUGGGGGCAGACAGCGGUUCGCAAGCGGCUUCGUGUGUCGAGAACUCGCCGCCCUCAGGUGGAGGGCCCACAGAUCCCUCCUCCAGCUUCUUCCCCUCCAGAUCUCAAGGGGUCGUCACCACCGCCCUCAGUCUCGGCCACUGCUCGCCCUCCCAACUCCUCGGCACAAACGGCUUCUCCGACCGGGAUGACGGAGCGCUCUCCCCCCCGGCGUUCCGUCCGUGCGUCACGGAGCUACCGCCCUCUCCGGUCGCCGCCUCUCCGGGGGGCCUCCGCGAUGAGUCGGAGAGCCUGGACUCCCGCAUCGAGAUGCUGCUGAACAAGAGCCGUGGCGCCGACGACGCCUCCUUCCCCUCCUCCACGUUACCCGCCGGAGACGGUGCAGAGGGCGUGGAGGAACCGCAGACAGCCUUUUUUGCACACCGCUCUUCUCAGUCCCGCCCGGCCUCAGACCCGGUGUCGGUGGACUCGGCGUGGACCGGCACCGGCUCCCUGACGCCGAGCCGCCGUUCCGGGGCCGUUAGCCCAUCUCCUGUCCCUGAGGACGAGGAGGAGGACGAGACGGUCCAGGCAGUGGCCUCUCUCCUGAGAGUCACUCCGUCUCCCCUGCUGUCCCCUCUCAGAAAUACAGGGAGGAGGGAUCGCUAUGUCAAGCAGGACAAGAGGAGCCCUGCGAGCAGAAGGUCUGCAGUGUUCACAUCCAACGGAACCUUCCAGUCUCCUCCCCCCUGCUUCCCUGGCCCCGCCCGGAUACCAACCCCCCACUUCAGGUUCCCCCUUCCCUCCAUCCCCCCCUCUGUUCCCCUGUUCCCUCUGCGCCUGCCCAAUGGCACCAUCCCCUUUCCUCCACCCUGCUGGCCCCCGCCUCCCUCUCUGGGCCCGGGCUGUGGCAUCGCCAGACCCCCUCCGUCCAUCCCUCCACCACCACCCACUUUGCUCGGGCCGCGUCCAACACUUAUGGCACCGCCCGCUGCUGCUGUGCAUCCUGGGCACUCGUACCCUUUACACGUGCAACCCCCCCAGCACCUGGGCAUGCCCAGCCUGCCAGGGCAGGCCAGCGCCCCCUGGGCCGGUCUGCCCCUGCUCCGCUUCAACCCCUUCGUGCCUCCGCCAGGGUAUGAGCCCCGAAGGGAGGACCCUAACAGAGGGACCGUGGAGAAGGUUAUACAGGUGUUCAUGGAAGAGCUGUCGUCCAUCAUUAAGAAGGACAUCACACGCAGAAUGGUGGAAGUGGUGGCCUUCAAGGCCUUUGACAAAUGGUGGGACGACCAGGAGCAGAAGUCUAAAGUGAAAAGGAAAGAAUCACUUGACCCCGGCACCUCAGAGGCCUCACAAAACACACAACACACGUCACCUCCACAUCAGCACAACGUUCCACCUGAAAACACAGAACCAGAGAAGGUACGUGAUGGCGACGAGCUCAGGUCGGAGACGGCUGACGCGUGGAGCGGCGGCGGUGCAGCGCUCAGACGGAGGCACGCCCGGCCGUUGCUGCUGGACGACUCCGACGACGAGGCGGAGGAAGGUGGCGCUGCGAAGACGAAGGAGAAUGAGAUUCACCACCAGGAGGAAGAAGAGCGUUCCGGAGCGGUCAGGGCAGCUCCUCUCACCCAGUGUAACACAGAGGACCAUGAUGAGAUGGAGAACCAGAAUGUACAAAGUCAGACGGAGCAUGAAGAGGUCAUCUCCAAGUCUCUUUCAGAGGUGUGCAGCAGCUUCUGGGAGGACAGCGAUGGCUCCUCAGUCUACGGCUCCUCAAUCUCAGGCACCGAGAGCAACAAGGCCCCCUCGGCCUCUGGCUCUGAGAGCAUGGAGGGCUCAUCGGUCUCCAGCGCCUCAGUCUCAGGCUCUGAGAGCAUCGAGGCCUCCUCCGACUGUGACCUCAGCUCUGAGGAGGAAGACUAUAACCGCAAAGAGCCGGACAGCGAUGAAGGCUACAUUGUUAUAUCAUCGGACGAGGAGCGGAUAGACCUGGACUCCCCUGCCAGCCCCCGGGCUCCCCAGACACCCCAGACCCCGCAGACCCCUCUCACCCCGGGGGCCAGGCUGGAGCUGACCGGACUGCAGGACUGGUACGAUGGUCUGGAAGGAGAGAGUCCUGGGAAAGACCAAUACACGGACCUGCUGGACCCGUUGCUGGAGAACUACCCAGCAGGCUUGCACCCGGGUCCCCUCCAGUCUCCCUUCAUACAAGGGAUGGAGGCCACCUUCGACCUGCCGAUGGACAGCCCGGAGUGGAGACCGGACUCACCGGCGACCCUGGAGACCCUGCGGCCGCCGACCCCGACCGGCUCCCUGGGGUACGGCGACCCGGACCUUCUGGUGGGGGGCAAGCCGACGCCCCCUGCUGCGGAGGCGGCCGAGCGACCACGCACCCCCGGCCGCGGCGUCGCCGGGGAGGACUCCGCAGACGAGUUCCUCUCCCUGCCUCUGACGGGACGCCUGGUGGCCAACCCCCUGCUCUCCCCCUCCCCAGAGCUCCACGCUUCGUACCCCACCGACCAGGACCGGCCCAAGACCCCGGGGAGGGAGGAGGGGAGAGGAUGGGGUCUCCCGCACGCCUCCGCAAGGGUCCCGGCCACCCCAGGAGGAGCGGCGAGUCCCUCGAAGGAGGCCACCGCCGCGAUGUUUACCCCCCCGCUGUCCUUGUGCAGCCACCCCUACGUCAGAACUCCCAGGACCCCUGGCCGGGACAUUGUCCUCCGCCACGGACCUCCCGCCCGCAGGAGGAGGAGGAGGAGUGGGGAGAUGGGAGGAAGGGGUGGUCCGCCCUCUGAAGGGUCUCCUCUUCCCCACCGCUUUCUCCCAGACUCCUCAGCAGAGACCCAGGCCUCCAAGGGCCCGUGGGUCACCUUGGCAACCGCCUCCAGGCCUCUCCAAGGACUGGAGAACAUGCCUGGGCUCCUGCACAGUGACGGCCAGAGGGGGGCCUGCCGGGAGAGCGGGGAGCAGUGGAGGUGGCAGAGGGAGAGGAGGGCGAGGAGGAAGAGGAGGAGACGGUGGGUGCGCCAGCGGAGACGACGGAGGUGGUCUAAAUCCCCUCCCUGCCGGUCGCCCCCCUGGUCCCGGUCCCAGUGCGAGGAGACGGAGGUCCUCCACGACGUGUGGAGGGAGGGCCUGGAUGAGGAGGACGCUCGGCUCCUGCUGCUCUCCCACCAGAGGCUGCUGCGCCGGGACAACGGGCUGGGCUGGCUCAGUGACACCCUGUGGGUGCCUCACCCCCCCUCACCACUGACCAGCAGCACCCCAGGGAGCGAUGAGGACCGCGACGCCGAGCACGGCAGCGGCUGCGCCCGCAGCGAGGGCUUCUACACCAUCAGCCGGACAGAGAAACUCAAGAAUCUGAACGACGCACGACUGGCCCCGGAGCCGCCGGCCACCAGCGCACUGGGCUUCUCCACGUCAGCCCAUCCUCAGAGCUCGCUCAGGGCCGGCUCCGACUUCAGGUCGGAACAGCGCCGCCUGCUGUCCUCCUUCAGCUGUGACAGCGACCUGGUCAAGUUCAACCAGCUGAAGUUCCGCAAGAAGAGGAUCCGUUUUGCCAGGAGCCACAUCCACGACUGGGGCCUCUUUGCCUUGGAACCCAUAGCAGCAGACGAGCUGGUCAUUGAGUAUGUGGGCCAGACCAUCAGACAGGUGAUGGCGGACAUGCGGGAGAAGCAGUACGAGGAGCAGGGCAUCGGGAGCAGCUACCUGUUCAGGGUGGACCAGGACACCAUCAUAGACGCCACCAAGUGUGGGAACCUGGCCCGCUUCAUCAACCACAGCUGCAACCCCAACUGCUACGCUAAGAUCAUCACGGUGGAGUCCCAGAAGAAGAUCGUCAUCUACUCCAGGCAGCCCAUCGCCGUCAGCGAGGAGAUCACCUACGACUACAAGUUCCCCAUCGAAGACGAGAAGAUCCCCUGCCUGUGUGGGGCUGACGGCUGCCAUGGCACCCUGAACUAGCCUGUUCUGCACCCUGAACUAGCCUGUCCUGCACCCUGAGCUAGCAUGUCCUGGGACCCUGAACUAGCCUGUCCUGGGACCCUGAACUAGCCUGUCCUGGCACCCUGAGCUAGCCUGUCCUGGGACCCUGAACUAGCCUGUCCUGGCACCCUGAGCUAGCCUGUCCUGGGACCCUGAACUAGCCUGUCCUGCACCUUGAUCUAGCCUGUCCUGCCCCCUGAGCUAGCAUGUCCUGGGACGCUGAACUAGCCUGUCCUGGGACCCUGAACUAGCCUUUCCUGGGACCUUGAACUAGCCUGUCCUGGGACCCUGAACUAGCCUUUCCUGGGACCUUGAACUAGCCUGUCCUGGGACCCUGAACUAGCCUGUCCUGGGACCCUGAACUAGCCUGUCCUGGGACCCUGAACUAGCCUGUCCUGGGGGGCCAUCCAGGGGGCCGGCUGCGGUCAAUACAGGGUCCUGGGUAAAUCCGGUGUUGCCUUGACAGAGGACAAUUCUAAUACAAUUCAGGGAGACGUUACAACUUUAUACUGAUCAUUUUCCCUUCUGACAGGAGUAUAACCUUAAAUCUUUCUGGAAGUUAAUUUAAUUAUUAUGAAAAGGAGGUUAUGCUCCAGAAUUAAAUUAUUUAGAAUUAAAGAAUUUAAAGUUUCGGAGUUAAGGGGGCUGUAGGUAAGAUUCAAGAGUUGUAAAGAUAAAGAGCUGAGGAGAGCAAUAUUCAUGGUGCUUUCAGUCCCCUGUGGCGGCGCUAUGAUCUCGCCGUCUGCAAGCCUGUGAUUGACAUGUAUGGUGGCCUCCCAAACCAAUCAGAACAGCUGGGCCGUGAGCAGCGUAAACUUGUGUCCCUCCCAGAGGAGCAGUUCACCAGAACAGUUUCUCACAGAGCAUUUCACUCUCUAGUAGCAGAUGGAAUCAACAUUCACUCAACCUACGGCACAUUUAAAGGGUUGAUAUUAUGCCACCAGGUGUGAGUAUAAUUAGCCAUUAGAAGCCGUUUGAAAACAUGCCCUUCCCUGUGCCUUAGUGACAUCACUAGUGGGGGUGUCCAACUAGAUGUAUGUUGGAUAGAUGAGCAGCAUCUGCUACAGUCCACUGCGUAGGCUGGUCGACUGAUCUAUCCAGCAUACAUCCAGGUAGACAUAUAUUACGUAAUGUGUUAGUACAGUACAAGGUAUUGUCCAGUUUAAAUUCACUAUCUACCCUUUUUUAGCAUCCAAAUGAUUAACUCUCUCCUUCAACCUCAUUAUGCUUUCAUUUGAGAUAGCGAAUAGCGGCUUGUGUCAAGCUCCCCUCCGGGACGUCAGCCGCCACCCAUACUGGUAAAUGGACUGCAUUUAUAUAGCGCUUUUACCCAAAGCACUUUACAAUAUUGCUUUGCAUUCACCCAUUCAUGAACACAUUCACACACUGAAGGCGGUGUCAGCCAUGCAAGGUGACAGCCAGCUGGAGCAGUUAGGGUGAGGUGUUGUGCUCAGGGACACCGCGACACUCAGCUAGGAGGAGCCGAGGAUCGAAAAGCAACCUUGCAAUUACCAGCCAACCCGCUCUACCUCCUGAGGUACUGCUCCAGAACAUUGAUUGAUUAUAGAAAGGAAUUAUGGGAUAUAGCAACGAAGAGCGCUGGUUCAUGCGUUUACGGACAUUACAAUGCAAACGGUUUUACAUGUACUUAAAAAGAAUCACCCUCAAGUGAUGUUGGAUGUUGUUAUUGUAUGUUCAUUGCUUAAAUAUA
Gadus morhua (Atlantic cod) is the source of this 6741-nucleotide messenger RNA. RefSeq names its product histone-lysine N-methyltransferase SETD1B-A-like. The record is from RefSeq and is a predicted model, not a curated record. Gene Ontology annotation, cellular component: Set1C/COMPASS complex. Bases 57 to 5009 code for a protein of 1650 amino acids. The transcript has 16 exons. Lineage: Eukaryota; Metazoa; Chordata; Actinopteri; Gadiformes; Gadidae. Gene Ontology annotation, molecular function: histone H3K4 methyltransferase activity; RNA binding; protein binding.